Molecule: messenger RNA, 5805 nt
Organism: Arachis stenosperma
Lineage: Eukaryota; Viridiplantae; Streptophyta; Magnoliopsida; Fabales; Fabaceae
Exons: 6
Coding region: 475-4851 (1458 amino acids)
Biological process (GO): RNA processing
Molecular function (GO): metal ion binding; RNA binding
Source: RefSeq, a predicted model, not a curated record
GAGAUUUUUCUGAUGCAUUGAAAUCUUAAUCCAAAUCCAAUUCCCAUUACAUAAACAGAGCCUCUUUUUUCUUCUUUUUAGUUCUUACAUUUCACUUAUCACACAAUUAACACACCUUGCUGAAACCAUUCGAAUGCUCUUUACCUCAAUUCACUGAUUCACUCUCUUUCGUGAAAACCUUCUAUUUUUAAUUUUCAACCUCUUUCUUCUCACUCACUCUCAUCACUCCAAAACAAAACCCUAGACUUCCUCCAAUCUCCGAUUCUCGCUUUCUACUUUGCUGCACCCUUGCGGGGAUGCUUUUUGGAGGCUUGGAUUGAAUGUGUGAAACAAAACUAGUGGAGAAUUUUUUGUUUUAGUUUUGGUGCUUCAAGUGGUUUUUCUAUUUUUGUGUUAGUUGCUGUUAGAUUGGUAGUUUUAGUUCAACAGCAAUUGGCGUUGGAGUGAGAAUUUUGCAUAUAUAAGAUAAGAUAGAUGUAUCAUCAAGUGAGCCAUGGCCCUUCUUUAGGACAAGGUGGUUCUCACCCUCCUCCGCCGCCUCCGCCGAAUGCUUAUCAACAGCAACAACCUCCGCAUCAUCAUCAUAAUCGUAAUCCUCCACCUCCACCACCACAGUUUCAGCAGGGUGGUCCUAUUCCGGUUCCACAAGGUCAUCAUAUGUACCUACAUGGUCAUGGACCACCCAAUGCACCUUCCACUAGUUCUGUGAAUCUUCCCUUUCAAGCUCCACCUGGAAUGGUGCAAAGUGCAGGGCAGUAUGGGAACGGCAUGGCGGCACAAACAUUUACUAGCGUUGGACAGAAUUUAGGGGCUCAGAGUCAUCACAUUCCGCCAUCUCCUCCUCCUGUGCCACCAUCUAGAGCACUACCACCUCCGCCGCCGCUGCCUGCAUCUUCCCAGGGGGAAAUUUUGUGUAAACCUCCUUUUGGUCUGCCUCCACCACCCCCUGCUGGAUAUAUUGGGAAUUAUCAAGUUCCUCCUGUUGCUCCCCCGCUGCCGCCACUGCCAUCCUCUCCACCGCCUAUUCUGCCCCCUGCCCCUCCUAUGACUUCCACCUCUGGCGAGGUUUCUGGCACUGAGUUGAAGGCUGUGGAUUCGGUUGAAAAAGGUGUGGCUUCCUAUCCAUCUGGUAUUGCAUCUAUAUGCAAUUAUGAUCCUAAUGGGGAGAGUGGAAGUUGCAGAGAGUUUGCUGCUUCUGCUGAUAGAAAUGAACUAUUGUCAAAUAAAAGUGGAAAUUUGGAUCCUCCCCCACCUCCGCCAUCAGAAGAAAAAACUGUUCAGAAGAUUGAAGCUUUAUGUCAGCUUAUUGCUGAGAAUGGUCCUGAUAUUGAAGACAAGAUUCGUCAAGAGGAGUUUCAGAAUCCUGAGUAUCAGUUUUUGUUUGGUGGUGACCGAACUGAAGCUGCAAUCUCCCACACGUAUUUCCUCUGGAUGAAGAAGAAAUACAAUUUGGAAGAUAGAUGGCAUGAGAAGAAAGCUGAACCACAGUUAAGACCUCUAUCAGUAGACUCUAUGGGGCCACUGUAUCAUCUGCAUGUUGCAACCGAAAAUGCUGAUUCUGACAUGGAGAUGGAAGAUGAUAUCACUCUUUCCGACAAGGACCAGGGACCAAAUUAUGCAAUUGAAGCUCUAACUCAGCAGCCUCAUCAGGUUGGUGAGGAAUGUAAAAUGAAUGAGAAUACACAUCAGUUGCAGAAUUCAACAGAGAACGAUCCCUCCAACGACAUUUUAGCCAAUGGUUCAUCAACACGUGGAUCCAUGGGAAUCAGCAACCAACAUGAAGGACCUGGGAAUAUCUCCAAUUUUGAAGAAAUGAAAUCUGCAAUAUCAGUUACCAAGGUUCAUAGUCCUGUGAAUGGAUCAAGUGAAGUGGCUAAAGUCCCCCUUGGCACAGGUUUUGAGAAAUCUGCAGCUCCUCUAGCAGAAGGUUUCAUUCGAAAUGGGACUUCUGAUCUUGUGGAAGCCAUUGAUGCUGAUAGAGAUUCUGGACAACUUAUAAGGAGUGGCAGCCCAAUAAAGCUACUUCAAGAUUAUGCUUCUGAUGAUACUUCAGGUAAUGAAGAUGAAAUAUCAGCAGGAGCUGCCAGUGGUGUUUCAAUUGCGCAUAAAGAUUCCAGGAGUCGCUUAGAGACUGAUAUUGGAUCCAAGACUCCCUCCGGUACACAAAAGGGGUUUGGACAGCUCUCUGAAACAACUCUGGAUAAUUUAGUACAAAAAUCUAAGGAACUCAUUGAAGAUUACCAUGAAAAUCAGGUGUCUGUUGCUGCUUCCUAUGAAACCAUCGCAGUGAAAGAUAAGUUAGGUAGUAAAAGUAACAAUGCUGAACCGGAGGAUGAAAGGAAAUCCUCAAAGUUUGAAAAGAAUAUCUUGAAGGUAGAUAAAUUUGGAAGGCAUCCCAAAGAAGCUCCUACAGAUAGUGACUCCGAGUCUGAUGAUUCUCACUAUCGUCAGACUAAGAGGGGAAGCAAAAGAGGCAGAGGGAGGAGUCGCAGCAGAUCUCCUGAACACAGAAGUCGGAGUAGGAGUAGGAGGAGGAGAAAGAGUCCCCGGAGGAGAAGGGAUAGAAGAAGCCGAUCUCGAAGCCGGUCUCCUCGAUAUCGUAGAAGCAGGAGUAGGUCUCCAAUCUUAAGACGAACAGGGGACUUUGGUGGUGAGAAUGUGAAAAGGGACAGGGGCCAAUGCUUUGGCUUCGUUCGGGGAAAGUGCCAUCGUGGAGCAUCUUGUAGGUUCUCUCACCAUGAAUCUGACAAGAAUGUUCGUUUGAGGCGCCAUAGGAAUAAAUAUGACCAAGAAGUCCAUUCUCAAGCAAAACAUGUUAGUGAUGGUAUAAGAAGUCAGGGUGUGGAUCAAAAGCAGGAGAGAAAUGAAAAAGAAAAUUCUGUUAGGCAUGCAAAUCUGCCUAAUACUUCUGGUAUUGACAGUCAAUCAGUAAGGAAUGAUCCAAUUAAAUCUGAAAGUUUCAGAGAGAGUGUUCUUGAAAUGAAGGAAAGUUUGGUUGGUUUUCUUCCCGAAGUUUUAAGUGGUGAUGAUGCCUCUAAACCAUGUGAUGGCACAAAUGAAGAUGGUGUUCACGCAGAAGAUAAUUCAUUUGUUCACAAGAUACAACCCAAUGUUCCUGUUGGAAUUACAGGGCAUCCUAGUUACUCAUCUAGUACCCAAACUUUACCAUAUAUGUUACCACCAACUCUGCCAUUGUCUGCCCCUAGCUCUGUUGGUCCAUCACCUUCAUCAAGACGGCCUUUAUUACAUAGUAGUUCCUCGGUGGAAUUACCACCUCAUGCUUACCAGUUGCCUCCCCCACCUGUUGUUUCACAUGCACAGGGUGAGAAUGCUGUGAUUUUGCCACAAAUUUCAAGGGACUAUGGUGUAACACAACAAAAUGCAUUAUUCCCUUUUCAGCCCACUACUAGAGAUAAAUUUGAACCUUCCCCAGCUCUGAUUCCCAUGCAGAGUCCUCACUUCAGUGUACCACUACCACCUAAUUACCCUUGGACAUCAUUGCCGCUACCACCACCUCCUCCUCUCCCUUCACAAAUUGUGCAUAAUCCCAGCAUAGGUUCCGGAGUUUCAACAUCAUAUGUCUCUUCAGAAUUUAAUCAAACUCAAUUGCAUUCAAGAGGGGACUUUGUUUCUCUGACUUCUGGUAAGCCUGGAUUGCCUUCUCAUUCUCAGAGUUCUGAGUUUCAGGAUCAUGCCUACCCAGCAAAUCAAUUGCUUUCAGGUCCAAAUGUUAGUGGAGAAGACCCUUAUAAGCAAUUACUCAUGCAAGAUUCAAACCUUUCAAGCUCUGGUGGUUCACAUCCUCUACAAAACCAAUAUUCCUGGCAGUCAGAUGCUAUCAGAAUACAGCCUUCUGUUGGUGGGAAUUUACCUCCAGAAGAUCAUUUCAAGACAUCUUCCCACACACUUGCAUCAUCACAGCAGCAACAACCAGUGCAUAGUUUUCAAUAUUCUGCAUCUGAGGGUAAUUUGGGUGUGCCUGGAGAAACUGUUACCUUAUCUAGAUAUCCACCGGAUGUUCUGGAUAGCAAUCAUUCAACUUCUCUUCCAACUUUUGUGGGGUCAAGAAUUCCUGCUCACUGUAAUCCUUAUGCUUCAACCUUUGAGCAGCCGCUUACUUCCAAACUCAGUUCAACUAUUUUUAGACAAGAAAGUGAUGUAAUCCAUGGCGACAAUAAUUCUGGGUUGAACCCUACUUCUAUAAAUAGGGAAGGCGCCGUUGGUGUUGAACCAAAGUCUUCUAGAGCUAAUCAGUAUGAUCCUCUGUUUGACAGCAUUGAACCACCAUUGUCUUCUCUCAAGAAAUUUGAUUUUGAAAAACAGGAAGUUACAGGUGAAUCCAAUGUCAGCCUAAGGCCCAAAAGUUCUAAUAUGCCAUUGGAUGCGGAAGAGCAAAAUAAGCAUGAGGAGGUUGGAGCUGUUGCCUCUACCACUUCUCAAAAUAAUGAUGAAUAUGGUGAGACUGCAGAUGCAGAGGUGGAUGAUGUUGAAAAUGAGAGCCUAAGUAAUCAUGUGGAUGUUGCAAACAUGACUCCAGGGGAGGUUGAGAUUAAUCAGACCAAGUCUCCAGGGAAGAGAAAGAAGAGCAAGGAUUCUAGAUCAAUGAAGUUGUUCAAAGUUUCCAUUGCAAAUUUUGUUAAGGAGGUUUUGAAACCGUCAUGGCGGCAGGGUAAUAUGAGUAAAGUUGCAUUCAAAACAAUUGUGAAAAAAACUGUUGACAAGGUGUCAGGAGCCAUGAAAGGCCAUCGUAUGCCCAAGUCCCAAGCAAAGAUAAGCCAAUACAUUGACUCAUCACAGCGAAAGUUGACUAAACUUGUGAUGGGUUAUGUUGACAAGUAUGUCAAGUCAUAAAGGAUGGCGGCGGUGGUGGAUGGUUCCGGUGUCGAUAGGUGUGACAUCAUCCCCCUGCAGUGCAAGGCAUGCUGGAUCAUGUGACGGUGGUUGAUCAGCAUUCCAUUCCUGAUAGGGUGGUUGUUUCUAUCGAAUAUGUAUGUAUGUAUUGUAUUUCUCUUUUUGAUUCUUGAGGUUAGUUAUAUUUUCUAGUUUCUCUUUCAUGUUGAUAAUAUUUCUAAUGAGUAGAGUCAAUCUAUUAAUAUUUGCUAAAUUGGCCGUUUAUUCUUUUUUGUGAUUAGCAAAUUACUUUUUGUCCAUAAAAUUUUUGAAAAAUAUUAAAAGUAGCUAACAUUUAAUUUGUUUUAUUUUUUUUAAAUAAAAUAAGCUUUAAUUUUAUCCGUUUUGACCACGAUGACGAUGAAGCCUUAACCCAACCCUUGGCAUCUCUUGUGGCCGUCGAUCAAAUGCUUUAAAGUUUAAAGCUUCCAAAUAUGAAAUACGCACCACACAAGCUAUAUUCGUGCCUUAACGACACAUAAAACCAAAAUUAGCAUGAGACCUGUUACGGCCCGGUCGCGGGUCGACCCGACCCCGUGACGACCCGACCCGAACAGUCGGGCACGCACCGCUCGCUACGCGAUCCAGACACGCGUCCUUGACAGCUCUCCGCUACAGCUGUGAGGAAGCUUCGAGGAAAGUGGGCCUGUCCCUGAAGGGCCCACUUCUGACACGGUAUAAAUGGGGAAGGAUCUGUCCUUCUCCCAAGGUACGUCACACUCUACCUUACCCCUUUUUUCGUCUGCGCACUCAACUGACUUGAGCGUCAGAGUGUCAUUGCAGGUGACACCCCCUCUCUCUUUUCGAAAGCUCGGAACGUCGGUUCCUCGCCUCACCCUCGUAACCCAUUCCAGGCCACGACCCACUUACUCACAUAAGGAUCACCCCGAACCGUCCGGUACACGAUCUACCGAA